Messenger RNA from Ambispora gerdemannii, 574 nucleotides. Lineage: Eukaryota; Fungi; Glomeromycota; Glomeromycetes; Archaeosporales; Ambisporaceae. The record is from the annotation of a GenBank genome assembly.
AGCUUUAGUUAACACCAUUACACCUAGACAUGAUCAAGAUCCCCAAUUAUUCGAGAACGAUCCUGAUACUGGACUUACCGAAACUCUACAAAGUAAAGAAACCACCUCAUCACUCAAACGCACUAGUGAACCAACUCCUGAAAUAUGUUCCAAGUGCUCUGAAACCAUCUUUCCGGGACAUUCAAAGCCGGUCGUAUUAUUAACAUGUAAACAUGUUAUCCAUUUUGAGUGCAUUGGCAACAAGCGUAACUUAUGUCCUAAAUGUUCAUCGACGGAUGAUCUGGAAAAAGAAGGAUAUUAUAUUUCACCUGACAUCUCAGUUAACGAAGCCUUCAAAAAGAAAAGGAAGAGACAGGAAGAUAAUACUCAUGAAAAUAAGCCUAAAGAGUCUCAAAACCGCAAAACAUUAUUCGAGUUAUUGGUUGUACCAAUUUUCGACGAACCAUCAAUCACUGUACCUUCCGAAGAGUUCAACAUGGAAGAAAUAUCUAAUAAAUUCCACCGCCUAUAUUAUGAAGUUGAUGAUAUUGAAAAGAAGGGGGAUCGAACAAAUCGAGAAGUAUUUUCAGUUUAA